Tachyglossus aculeatus (Australian echidna) is the source of this 4098-nucleotide messenger RNA. Its product is annotated as arylsulfatase D-like. Gene Ontology annotation, molecular function: arylsulfatase activity. Lineage: Eukaryota; Metazoa; Chordata; Mammalia; Monotremata; Tachyglossidae. The coding region runs from base 1176 to 2936 and encodes 586 amino acids. The transcript has 11 exons. The record is from RefSeq and is a predicted model, not a curated record.
UAGAUUAAAGGUAUGUUAUCAAUCAGUGGCAUUUAUUGAGUGCUUACUGUGUGCCAAGCACUGUACUAAGUACCUGGGAGAGUACAAUACAACAGAAUUGGUAUUCACUUUCCGUACUCACAAGAAGUUAGAGCAUACGGUCACUGAGAUUGACUUUCUAUGAGAACAGUCAUUAUGAAAGGGAUUGAUAAAACACAGAUCAACCAUUAGAGAGAAGGGUCAUCCCCAAAUUCCCACGGGAGAAAGUCUGGCCUUUCAAGAUGGACUGGGGAGAGAAUUGCUUGAUUUCAACAUACUUUCUACCCUUUUAGAAAAUCAGCCAACUCCACAAUAUCUGAACCAUAAUCAAUCAGUGGUAUUUAUUGAGCACUUACUAUGUGUGGAGAACUGUACUAAGGUCUUAAGAGAGUAUUAGGUAUCCCUCAGAAAUUACCCAUCUGUCCCUCAAUUGCAACAAAGAGGUGAGGAGUGAGAUGAGAAGCAACGUGGCCUAGUGUAAAGAACAAAUGAAUGGGACUCAGGCGACCUUUGAUGGUAUUUCUUAAGCGCUUACUAUGUGCCAGGUUCUGUACUAAGCACUCUGGGAGAUACAAGUUAAUCAGGUUGGACAAAGUCCAUGUCCCACAUGGGGCUCAGUCUUAAUUCCCUUUUAACAAUUGAGGAUUAAACAGUUGUAACCACCCCACUCAGACUCUGAGUCCCUUGUGGGACAGGGGCUGUGUCUAAUCUAGCCUAGUUUUAGGCAUGUACUAUGGGCCUAAGAAAUACCUCACUUGUCAUAAUUAAUGAUGAUUGUUAUUAACUCUGAAAAGGAGACCUUGCUUAGCAAAGGAGCAUGUACAGAUUUUGUCCUCUGAACUUUUAACUGAUACUAAGGCUUGGAGUUAGUAAAUAAAGUAAAACUUUAACUCACCCGGUCCUGUGAACUAUGCACAGGAGAUAAGGGAAGAGGAACAAAAGGCAGGAAACAGCUGUAAGAGGUGAGAAAUAUCACAUCUUGGAAAACCAGAGACAUUCAGCUUCUCCUCUGAAAGCUCUGGAGACGAGGGAAAUAACUAGAGGUCUCAAGCCCCGCUCUGCCUCGCCUUGCUACGGGACGAGUGUUUCAUUAGAAGAACAUUUCCUCUGCUACGGAAUUGUGAUUUAGCCUCCUCUGGGCCUGCAGAAAAGGAACCAUGAAAUACCUUUCAAGAUACAGGAACUACUUUGCCCUUGGGCUGAUUUUGUAUCUGAGGGUGCAGCUGUCUGUGUCAAGCACGAACAAACCCAAUAUUGUGCUGAUAAUGGCAGAUGACCUGGGAAUCGGUGACGUCGGAUGCUAUGGAAAUACCACAAUAAGGACCCCCAAUAUCGAUCGUCUGGCGAAGGAAGGCGUGAGAUUGACCCAGCAUCUCGCCGCGGCCCCCCUCUGCACCCCGAGCCGAGCCGCGUUCCUGACGGGAAGAUACCCCAUCCGAUUAGGGAUGGGCUCCAAAGAAUUCCCGCGGGUUAUUUAUUGGAACGGGGCUUCCGGAGGGCUUCCUGCUAACGAAACCACCUUUGCCAGAAUCCUGCAGCAGCAAGGUUAUGCCACCGGCUUAAUAGGGAAAUGGCACCAGGGCGUGAACUGCGAGUCCCGCACCGAUUACUGCCAUCACCCCCUCAGUCACGGCUUCGACUAUUUCUUCGGCAUGCCCUUAACCCUGCUGAAUGACUGCGAGGAGGGGAAAGGCACCGAGAUCGCCUCGCACGUCCAGAUCCGGCACCGCUUCCACACGCAGAUGAUGGCCUGGGCGCUGCUCGCGCUCACCGUCGCCAAGAUCGCCGGCUGGAUCCCGUUGGGCUGGAAGACCAUCUUGGGCUGUGCCGUCUCCGCUCUCCUCUUUUUCCUUUCCUGGUACUCCAGCUACGGGUUCCUGCGGCGGUGGAACUGCAUCAUGAUGAGAGGCUACGAAGUCACGGAGCAGCCCCUGGUCUUGGAGAGGAUGAUGCCCGCCAUCCUCAGGGAAGCCAUCUCGUUUCUGGAAAGGAACAGGCAGGGACCCUUCCUCCUCUUUCUCUCUUUCCUACACGUCCACACCCCACUUUACACCACAGAAAAAUUCCGGGGAGUCAGCCAGCAUGGCUUAUACGGAGACAACGUAGAGGAGAUGGAUUGGAUGGUGGGCCGAGUUCUCGAUGCCAUCGACAAGGAGGGUUUGCGGAAGAACACGCUGGUUUAUUUCACCUCAGACCAUGGAGGAUUCUUGGAGAUUCGGGAUGGGAACGUACAGGUUGGAGGCUGGAAUGGCAUAUACAAAGGAGGCAAAGGAAUGGGAGGCUGGGAAGGCGGGAUCCGCGUGCCCGGGAUUUUCCGGUGGCCGGGCGUGCUGCCCGCCGGCAGGGUCGUCGACGAACCCACGAGCCUCAUGGAUAUUUUGCCCACCGUGGCCUCCUUGGGCGGAGGAACCCUGCCCCGCGACAGGGUGAUUGACGGCCGGGACCUGAUGCCGUUACUGCGCGGAGACGUUCAGCGCUCAGACCACGAGUUCCUGUUCCACUACUGUGGGGUCCAUUUGCACGCCGUGAGGUGGCACCCCAAAGACGGCGGGGCCGUCUGGAAAGCUCACUACGUGACUCCGACCUUCCACCCGGUAGGAGCGGGGGCCUGCUACAGUCGCCGGAUGUGUCCCUGCUUCGGAGAGGGCGUCAGCCGGCACCAACCGCCCCUGCUCUUCGACCUCUCCCGGGACCCCUCGGAGAGCCGCCCCCUGUCCCCGCGGGAGGAGCCCCGCUUCGAGGCCGUGACCCGGAGGGUGGCCGAGGCGGUGCGGGCCCACCGGGGGACCCUGGCCCCCGUCCCCGACCAGCUGGCGCUGCGCCACAACACGUGGAGGCCCUGGCUGCAGCCGUGCUGCGGCACGUUUCCCCUCUGCGGCUGCGGCCGGGAGGCGGGCGGCCCCCACGGCGAGCUCUGAACCGGGAAGGACACGGGACGGCGGAGCCGGCCGGUGUCAUCGACCAGUCCGGUGAGACGCCGCCACGGUCCUCGUUGCUUCUUUUUCGUGGCAUUUGGGAAACGCUUACUAUGUGCCAGGCACCGUGCUAAGCCCCCAGGAGGGGAGAUACCAGAUCCUCAGGGCCCACGAGGGGCUCACAAUCUAAGAAGGCCCUGAGCAUGGGAACACGUAUCUCCUAACAAUCAAUCAUUGUAUUUAUUGAGCGCUUACUGUGUGCAGAGCGCUGUACUAAGUGCUUGGGAAGUAACUAGUGCGCUUCUCACUGCAUACCCUACAUGGGCCAGGAAAAAGUUCCAAAAACUGUUCAGAAAAGGUUAAAAAAAACUUAGAAAUAACAUGUCUACUACAUUACUACAUUGCUUUCUCCCAACCACUUAGUACAGUGCUCUGUGCACCUUAAAUGCAUAUUAUAUGGCAAGAACGGGGGUAGAUCUGGGAGUCCAGAUGAGGAAACAGGCACAGAGAAGUUUUGUGGCUUGCCCGGGGUCACGAGAAGCAGUGUGUCUAGUGGAAAGAACACAGGCCUGGAAGCCAGAGGUCCUGGGUUCUAAUCCUGCCUCGGCCACUUAGCUUGGCACAGCGCUCAGCACGCUGUAAACGUUCACCAAAUACCACGGACUGACUAAAAGGCCAAUGUGAACAAAGGACAAUUGUUGCUAUUUUUUUUUAAAAAAGGAAAUGUCACUAACCGUCUUUCCCUUGACCCGGAAGUUUCCAGGACCUUCGUGGGACUUUCGCACUUGUUAGUUUGCACGUAUACGCUAUACAGGAUGACCCCCCUUCAAUCUAUUCGUCAGUGGCUUUAUGCCUUUUUUAGCCACCAAACUGCAAGCUCCUUCUGGACAGGGAUCCUAUGUUCUUUUGUACUUUUCCAAGUACUUAGUAUUGAGCUCAGCACACGGCAGUUACUCAAUAAAUACAAUUUAUUGAUGGAGCUUUACUCCUGGGUUUGAGUGACCGUCCCUUUCUUUGGAACAACGCACAGUCACAGGUGGUCUUUCUUUUAUGCUGACGUACUCACGGCCUUGUAGCGCCUUCAGUUUGUGUCUUUCAGGGUCCCCGCUUAUCUCGGAGUUUCUUCUCUUGCCGGCCGCUUUCCAGGUGAGUCAGUAAUGGCGUU